Dichotomopilus funicola is the source of this 1713-nucleotide messenger RNA. RefSeq lists its product as uncharacterized. The record is from RefSeq and is a predicted model, not a curated record. The transcript is spliced from 3 exons. NCBI's taxonomy places the organism in Eukaryota, Fungi, Ascomycota, Sordariomycetes, Sordariales, Chaetomiaceae. Gene Ontology annotation, molecular function: CoA-ligase activity. The coding region runs from base 1 to 1713 and encodes 570 amino acids.
AUGGCAGAGACCAAGGAAAGCCUAUCCUAUCUCAAUGGCGGUCCGCAGUUCCCCUAUAAAAGCUCCGUUUGGUCGGUUCUGCAAAGCGGCACCGAUGUCAACCCGGAUCGCGCCGCCCUCAUUUCCGUUCAACAAUCGCCCAACCACCUCGCACGCCUAGUUGGGCGAGGACCUGUCCAGACACCGGCCAGCCGCGGCCCGGAUGAACUCCUAACGUGGUCCUACGCGCAGUUGGGUCGCGGCGGUGCCCGUCUCGCUACGGUUAUGGCUCGGCAUCACGUCCCACCACAGUCGUUGUUGCUCAACUUUGUCCCUCACAGCGCGGACUGGGCAUUGUUGGUUUGGGCCGCGGCGGUCCAGUGUUUGGGCGUGCUCAACCAAUUGCCGCAGAUGCUUCGGACGACACAUCAACAGGAGGAGCUGCGCAUGUGUUUUGCGUUGAAACCCACCGUAGUGGCUGUCGAGGACGAAGCGGCGGUUCAGCUUGCGGACGAACUUAGGGCAGAAGCAGCAGAUGCCAACCAGCCCACGCCGUUCCUCGGCAUCUGCCUGUCUCGGUUGAGCAAACCCCGGGACGGGUGGGUGAGCCUCCUCGACAUCGCCGAGAUGGAGUUUACCGAGAGCGAAAGCACCGUCGAUGCUGCCACUGUCGAUGCCACUGAUUCGCCCGAUCGUAUUGCCCAAAUCUACUUCACCAGCGGCUCCUCUGGGACCCCCAAGGGCGUCCUCAAAACCGUUCGCAACCUGACUGCCAGCGGUCCGAUUGCUGGCGCCCGCAUAGACGAAAACUUUGUCUCCGUUGCGCUUGGCGCUAACUUUGCCGCCAUGGCGUCCAGCCUCCCUUACAUCGCCUGGGCUAUGGCCGGCACGCUAAGCCACCUCAAAGCGUGUUCGGAAUAUUCGCUGGAAAAGCUGGCGUCGUUACGGCUAGUAGCGCUGGGCGGGGAGAUCAUGUCGGAGGAGUUUUUGGCCAUGGCACAUGCCGUGGUUCCCACCGCAACUGUCAUCCCGGCAUUUGGCAUGUCGGAGGUAUUUGGCGCGGUGGGUUGGCCCAAGGGGGUACCUCUGCGGAUUCCAACUCAUUCUGGCGUACUUUCCGUGGGGACGGUGACGCCUGGAGGACGAGUCAAGAUUGUGGAUGAACAAGGGACGGUGAUUCCGCGCGGUCAAGUUGGGGAAUUGCAUCUGGGGCACCAUGCAGUAUGUGGGAGGUACCUUCUAAUGGGGUCGGUGGACGAGAAGGUGAAUCGGGAUACCUUUUAUGAAGAAGAGGGUCUCCCCUGGAUUCGGACCGGCGAUUUGGCUACUAUUGACGAUGACGGGUGGGUGUAUAUCGUCGGUCGCAAGAAGGACCAGAUCAGACACGUCACAGGUAUCAUCCAGCCGUCAAUGAUUGAGGCUGUCUUAAGUGCCGCGUUUCCCGUCGAGAUCCAAGUCAUCGGACUCCCAUCACCUAUUCAUGGCAUGGUUCCUUACCCCAUCAUCGACCGCUUCCCCGAUGGUGUCACAGAAGGCGAUAUGAAAGAGCAUUUUACACACAAAAUUGGUGCCAACUACAACAUGGGUGCCAUCCUGACACUGAAACAACUUGGGCUAGAUGCCUGGCCGAUAACAGGGAGCGGGAAGGUCUCCAAAAAGGAGUUGGCAACGAUAGCGCUCGACUAUAUGCGGGCGAACCCAGACGCCAGCUUUUCAUCUUAUGCUGUUUGCUGA